CGUCUCGUUACAUUCACCGGAUACUUACACCAAAUGUGAUAUUAGCAUCAAUAUACAUCAACAAGCCUCCUUAUCGUAUUAGGCGCAGGAAGGAAUUCUAUGACGUCACAGCGCGUGGAGUCAGGACCGUUCAAGGGAACGGUUAACUGCUCGACAGCAACUUUGUGGCAUAUUGGAGGAGAUUUGGAGGCAGCUGGACUAAAUGGCCUGUGGAACGGAUUUCCGUGUAGACGUCAACGCUUGUCUGCUUGACUGGCAGCAACCCAUUGACUGUCUCCCUCAGCUGACUCAGACUGGUCCCAUCAAGGCCCCCUUGACGAAGGCGGAAGGGAGACCCCAACAUGCAGAGAAGGUUACAAGCAAGAAAGUAUUUCCCAAACCGAAAAUAAGUAAGAAGAAAACUGGGAAUGAAUAUUCAGAUCUGCGGCCCCUGAUUAACGAGGAUACUGAUGAACUGCAAGACAGUGAUGCUCAUCUCGUGGACUGCAGCACGGGGGAUGAUGGUGCCACGAGGCACAUAGCACAAGACAGUGCUCUUACAGCUGGGUUGGACAGAACGUGCGAGGGUGAUUCUCGAGGAACAACGCAGUGCGAGGAGGAUCAUGCGGUUGGGAAAGCGUGUCUAACACGGAAGCUGUAUAAAAAGGAAACUGAAAUUGACUAUUCAGAUGUCAAGCCGUUAAUCGACGAAGACACUGAGCGACUACCCGGCCAACAACUAGUGGACUUCAGCGUCAGUGACGAUGAUACCACGAGUCUCUUAGCCCACAGUAACUCGCUGACAGUCUACUACAACAUGAUAAUGGCGUCAACAAGGAAAGUGGCAACCUAUAGCAGGGAUGAGGAUCGGUAUAUCACAGCAACUGAAGCACAUGCACAGGAGGUACCACGUGAUACCAUUUCGCUUCGGUUGGACAAGGCGCAGACUGACAUUGAACAGUCGAUGGACCAAGCCAUGACAGUGCUCUUGAACAAGAAGAAGCUUCUACUAGGCAGACUCCAUACGCUGAGGGUGAGGCGCGAGGAAGAACAGAAAGAACGAGACAAAGCAAAGGUAAAGACACCCAUCAGAGUGAUUAAAUCUCCAAGAGCAAGCCCUGGUCCAAAUCCCGAUUCAGACCCGGAACAAGAUAGUGUGUUUACCCGUAAGAUGGUUAUCAAGACUGACAAGAGAAAAAAUGAACUGAAGCUACUCGAUCAGAUUGAAGACAUUGUGACAAAAGCUGAAAUGAUAUCACAAGCUGCAAAAGGAGUCAACUACAUGGCGCCCUUCCUAGAGGCUACAGUCCUUGCUGAUGUUGACGGCGAUGAAGAAUCAUCGGAUCUGGUUGACGUGCAGGUCGUUCAUGACGGAGGAGACACGUUUAUUCUUGCCACUGACUUCAAGAAUUCAUGUCUUAAGUCAUUUUCAAUCUCAUUAGAAGCUGCUAGCCGAGGUGUACUCAAAUUUGAUAGCUCGCCAUGGGGCAUCUCUCAAGUAAAGUCCAAUAUGGCUGCUGUAAGUGUUCCAUUGUCAAAUAAGGUGUGUUUCGUGGAGCUGAUACCUCAUUUGAAACUGAAGGAGACUGUAAGGACGAAGAAACAAUAUUAUGGACUUGUAUCUGUAGGAUCUCGUUUCCUUGUGGCUACUUCUCCAUACAGCAACCCUCGCUCCGUCGACAUCAUUGCAAAUACAGGGCACAUUCUUCACACCCUCACUGUUGAUACGCUGAUGCAGCAGCCUUCUUUCAUCUGCCUCACUCCAAAGGGUUCGUUUAUUGUCAGUGACCUUUCCAAAGGAGCAGUUCUGAUUUUAUCCCAUAAACUGGAAUUUCAGUCAGGGCUUGAACUUGGAAAUAAAGCUCACAUGCAGUCGUCACGUGGAGUGACAACAAACAAAGAGGGUGAUGUGUUUGUGGUUGACUACAAUCAGAAAAAGGUCAAGGUGUUUUCGAGUGAAGGACACUUCCUGAAAGAUCUCUUGACUUCCGAGGAUGGACUAAAGUACCCGUACGGUGUUUGUUUUGAUGAUCAUGGUCGAAUAUGUGUCACGGAUGGAGGCAAGAUAAAGAUCUUUAGCUACUGAUAUGUACGUUUUACUUCUGCUGAAGGGUCCAAAUACAAGUAUUUCCAGGUCCCAGUCUGAGCAACAAUAACGACACUGUGACCUGGUUUUAAGUCCAAAUUCAAAUAUUGUUCAUCUUUAUAGAAAUACAUGUUCAUAUGACCCAACCAUGCUUACUUCCAAAUUCGUAAACGACGAGUUUUCUCUGCAUGUAAUGCCGAAUCUUCAGACACCCGUGACGAUCCGGGUUGGAAUAGGUCUUCAGGUCUUUGUCGUAAGAAGGGUCUAACAGGAUCGGGUGGUCAGGCUCGGUGAUUUGGUUGAUGCAUGGCAUCGUAUCCUAAUUUCGUAGAUCUAUGCUCAUGAUAUCAAUCGACCCGUGAGAUUCCGGGGUAGAAUAGGUCUUCA
This is a messenger RNA of Haliotis rufescens (red abalone), 2452 nucleotides long. RefSeq lists its product as uncharacterized. The record is from RefSeq and is a predicted model, not a curated record. Gene Ontology annotation, biological process: protein polyubiquitination; negative regulation of translation; proteasome-mediated ubiquitin-dependent protein catabolic process. The coding region runs from base 203 to 2065 and encodes 620 amino acids. Lineage: Eukaryota; Metazoa; Mollusca; Gastropoda; Lepetellida; Haliotidae. Gene Ontology annotation, molecular function: translation repressor activity; ubiquitin protein ligase activity. The transcript has 4 exons.